AUGGAUUACCAAGAUCUACUACAUAAAAUAAUAAAAGAGUUUCAUUCACUCAAAGAAUUUAAACCUUGGGAUAGUAGUGUUUUGUAUGAGACUUUACUACGAUCAGUAUUGACUACUUUGAUUGAAGUUUUGGGCAUAAACAAUCAUGCAAAUUAUCUCCAUCUCACCACCAACAAUGAAAGUAUAGGUGAUUUAAAAUUAAAAUUUUAUGGAAAUGCAUUAAACAAGUCAAUCAACGGUCAUAACAUGUUGCAGUAUCUUGAAUCGAAACAUGUAUCGAUAUUACAGGCAGUGGUUGAAAUUAUUAAUGCGCGUUCAUAUAGAAUCAAAGAAUCUUAUUCUGCCAUUUUCAAAGACGUUUCUCAUUUAUUUGAAAAACUACUAAAGGAAAGAUAUGAGGCAGAGACCAGUUUAGAGGAAUAUAUAUUGCAAUGCUUGACGUAUGAGACCCAAUUUUACCAGGGAAUUGUUGAUAAUGUUUUAACUACGGAUGAUACUGAAAAAUUGGCUAGUUUUUUGGGGACACGACUAUCUGAAGAGGACUCCAUGUUCAGUUACAAGGAUAUAGACUAUCCUCUAGAGUUAAAUAUUAAUAAUGAAUCCCUCGAAAAGAUAUAUAGAAUUUUUUUGGGGGUUAUCGGCACCAAGAGAUUUGAUAUCAAGGAGGUUGCUUCUGCUGUUGUUGGUGUGUACAAACGACACCAGAAGAUAGAUCAUUUUGAAAAUUUGGAUUCAGAUGAGAUUUUGGAAAGGUUUUUCAGAAAUAUAUUGCCACAACUGUUCCAAAGUGUGACCAAUAAAGUUUUCCGCGAAUUCUACAAAGAGGUAGAUGACCCGCCAUCGGACGUGCUAGAUCAUCUUGAUGGAAUUGUUGAUGACUUUAUUGCUGUUGGAAUUGAAGGAGUUGAUUUGGAUUUUCCGGCUUUGUUCAGACAUUAUAUAGAAUGUAUGAACGAAGUUUUUCCCACUGUUGUUGAGGAUGCGGACCGCGAUUUUGUUGCGAGGAUUAAUAGUUUGAUUGCCCAAGUAUUGGAGUUUAAAGACGAUGAAAAAUCUUGUGAUAUCAAUCAGGUGGUCUCUGAAUUCGUUUCCUUACAAAGUUUGCUACUUAAAGAUAACUACCUUUCACCGUCUACAUUAUUGAUGCGUGCAAGUACCCAUGAUUACUAUAAAAAUCUACAGAUUAUUAAAAUAACUUUUGAUGGAUGGAAUGAAAAUUCAAAGAGAGUACUGAAUUUGAAAAGCAACAAUUUACUGAGGAACAAGACACUGUCAAAGUAUUUGAAAUUGUGGUACUCCAAGAGUAUGAAGUUGAAUGAACUAUGCCAUCGAGUAGAUAAAUUCUAUGACAGAGAACUUUGUCGGAAAACUUGGCAUUGUUGGAAAACAUAUCAAAAUAUGUAUAAUCUCAAAAUACAUAUUGCUGAUAAACGUCUCCUAAAUCAGUACUAUAUUAAAUGGCGGAAGAAAGAAAAAGAUAUGAAGGCUAAUCUUACUAUAGCUGUUGAAUUUGAUCGUUUCCAUUUAUUGGAUAAGAGUUUUAGGAUAUUAAAAGGGUAUUACAACUUGUCCAAGAACAGUGGUAUACUCGCGACGUCUUUAUAUCAAUCAUUUGAGGAAAAUCACGAUAGUCGUAUCAAGUUAAAGUACUUUCAAAAUUGGCAUCUGCGAAUAUCUGAUAGAGUACAGGAUUUGACUAUUAAGUUAGAAAAGUUCUACCAAGUGAAGGAUAAGUUUGUUUUAGGAAAUUAUUUUGAAACAUGGUAUUAUAAACAUAAACUCAUUAAAAAGUCUAAUAAUUUUGUUUCUGUCAAAGAUUCCCAGUUGUUGGGGAAAACUUUUCUCAAUACAUGGCUAAAAAAGUUCUUGUUAUACAAAAAAGCAUUCAAAAUUGAAUAUGAGCUUGGUGCUGAUUUGAAAAGGAAAACCUUUGAUAGAUGGAAGGAGGCUGUCCAACUUGAAGUCAAGGCAAAAGAAUUCCACGAGAAACAUCUCCUAGAGAAUGUAUUUCAUGAUUGGAAAUUGAAGCGGAUUUUGAUAAGUAACAGAAGUUUGUUUGAUCAUGUUUUGGUACAACGUUGCUUUCACACUUGGUCAAUGGAAAUAAAGCUUCGAGAGCUUCAGCAAGAACAAGAUACUCGUUUAAUGACCAAUUGUUUUCAAAAAUGGAGGAGUAAACAACUUGAACUAGCAAAGCUUGAUGUGAAGUCUCAGGCAUUUUAUGAGUCAAAUAUGAAACGUUUGGUAGUGCAAAAAUGGAAUGUUGAAAACAGUAAUAUUGAACUAUUAGAGAAACGAGCAGAUCGGUUUUUCAUUCGAAGAUUCUUCUUUCACAAAUGGCAAUCAAAAUUGACAAAAUAUGAGGAUAUUACUGUUUAUCACUUAGGAGAUACAAUUGCCACAAAAUUAGCUUACAGAGUAUGGAAGCAGAAAUAUUUUGAAAAAUAUGAGGAGAAAUUAAAUAAAAUGCUUGAAACAAUGGAUAUUAGUGCAGCAAACGUUGUACGUUAUUCACGAUAUUUUGAUAUUUGGCGUACCAAGUUGCAGGCUGUUAAGCAAAUUGAAGAACGUGUUUCUACAUCUGUAGCACCUAGUGUUGCCAUACAUUUUGAAAACUGGCACGCCAAGAGUCAGCAAAAGCAAGAGUUAUUGGAAAGCGCCUUACAGUUUGAGGAGAUAAAUUUAUCUCGUUUUCUUCUCAUUUGGUUUCAGCGUCUUCAAGAAAUCAGCCAGUUGGAAGAUCAGGCAGAAGACUUAUUGGCACAAACCAAUUUCAAUCUACUACGUAAUAUUAUUCAUAAGUGGUCCAUGCUCUACAAUAAGAACAUCAAGCGACAUCAGCAAUUGUGUGAGGAUUUUAUAACAAGAAAAGAAACUGCUAAGGUCAGAUCUAUUUUUGAUUUGUGGUUUUACAAAACCAAAGAGAUCGAAGCUAAUACCACCAUCAUAAGCAAUCCAUCGCCACUUUCCAAGAGAUUUCAGUAUCAACGAGAGAUGGGUUGGACUCCCCAAAAGAAAAAUUCUCCUAUUAGAGUAUUUACUCCCACCACUUCCAAAGAUCCGAGUCCAACUAAACUUCAAGAAACUACCCAGCGAAUGCGAAAUCAGAAUAUUAGUGCUUUGAGGGAGCAUUUUGGAAGAGCGCGAGCGUCAUCUACACCUAAGAAACUAUCUCCUGUACGGCUAUCAUACACUAAUAUUACUUCGAAUCUUAGGCCGCCGCUGCCACCAAAGUUUAAUGAUUCAGAUAUUGCUACUGCCAAGAGUUUGGGUCGUAUUAGACCAAUGGUAUUCCCAAUAGACGAUCAACCAACUUUUUCACCUAUGGAUAAAACAAAAUUACAAUCUAGAAAUGCUACGUAG
Candida dubliniensis CD36 is the source of this 3363-nucleotide messenger RNA. RefSeq names its product Sfi1p (gene SFI1). The record is from RefSeq and is a predicted model, not a curated record. Bases 1 to 3363 code for a protein of 1120 amino acids. The transcript has a single exon. Lineage: Eukaryota; Fungi; Ascomycota; Pichiomycetes; Serinales; Debaryomycetaceae.